AUGCUUAGCCGCUACACUACAAAGCCAAACAUCAAAGAUCAGUCGCCAAACGUAUCAGAGAAAGCAUCGAAAUCGGAAAAUAUCCGCCUAUCGCCUACAAAAGGACUCGAGCUACCCAUCUCCAUGCCCUUCACCCGCCUUGACCAGGGCACAUGGCUUCACAACCGCCCAGAAACCGACGUAUAUAAGCUCCUUAUCGACGCUUACCGCCUUUACGCUGAGGAUACUUAUGUUUUCAGAGCCGAAGUGAUGGAGGACAGCAUCUAUGCCGGUUGCAAGAGCGGACGACGCGGGUUCCAGAAGUUCCUGAGAAAGGCCGCCACCAUUCCAGGUCUGUUGCCUCCAUGGUGGACCAAGGAGAAAAGUGCGGCCUGUGAGAAAUUUGGAAUGGACCCGUUUCAAUGGCAAAAUCUACGAUUGGCUGUUAGGAAAAGAGACAUCAUGGAGCACUACGGGGAUCAUCUGUUUCCAAUGCAACUGCGAAUGCUGGCAGAGGCGGUCUAUGGGAUUCAUCCCUGUGGGACUGAUGGAACAGGAAUGAGGAGGUUUAUGAUGGCAGUAGAGCGAGUGGAAGAAAAGAUUAUCGUAAUUGAUGUAUCUGGAGGUAGAAAGCGAUUUUACGGUAUUCGUGCGGCGUGUGUUGCGAUUUUGGUCAUGAUAGGAUGGAUCAUGACGGGUUUCUGA
Molecule: messenger RNA, 684 nt
Organism: Trichoderma aggressivum f. europaeum
Lineage: Eukaryota; Fungi; Ascomycota; Sordariomycetes; Hypocreales; Hypocreaceae
Exons: 1
Coding region: 1-684 (227 amino acids)
Source: RefSeq, a predicted model, not a curated record